UGUUGUAUCAUCUCUACACAAACAGGAAAAGGAGAGAAUGAUCAAUUCUCCAUUCCUCCUGUCUUUGUUUAACUUCCUGAGUAUGUUCAGUAAUCGACAAUGAUGAGGAAAUAAUGUUUCCCAUUUAAGGGUUCUAGUUAAAUGGCGACUGUUAUAAACCACUUUAAAUUCAAAAAGGGGAUAUAUACCAGAAAGGAGACUUAUCUAAUAAGCUUACACGUCAUAAUGAUGCAAGGGUAUGGAGGUUAGCGGAGCCGUUACCUGUACACGGGGAGGGAGUGCAGUCAGUGGGAAAGCCGUCUUCACCGGGGGGACCACUUACAGAACUUGUUUGCAUUCCAUGGUCGCUAGAUCGGACUACUCCUAAACAUGGCCUCUAUCUCUGUACUAGCGGGAUCCGUUCUGAUUCACCUUGUGCUGUCCGUAGGGAUUCUCCGUGGAGAGGACACGGUCCCGGCUUGUGACAGCCCAAUUUACUGUCAGGGGGACCUUCUGGAUAUAAUACAGCGGAUGAGGCUGUUCAAUGACUCCAAAACCUUCGUGGAUAUGAGUCUUAAGCAGUCUCCAGAGGAAGUCUUGUCUGCUUUUAACAACCUUUCUAAACCAAUCUCCGAGGCGCAGGGUCGGAAGUUUGUGGGUGACCACUUUUCCGGUCCUGGGGAUGAAUUCCAACCAUGGAAACCGACCGAUUUGCCGCGCAUGCCUGCCAUCAUGAAUCACAUCAAGGAUCCCUUACUGAGGGGCUUUGCCUGGGACCUCUGUCGGACUUGGAAAGACUUGGGUCGAAAAAUCAAAAUUGAUGUGAAAUUGAAUCCAGAUCGCUAUUCCCUGGUGUAUCUACCUAACCCAUUCAUUGUCCCCGGGGGAAGAUUUAGAGAAACCUAUUACUGGGAUACCUACUGGGUGGUGAAGGGUCUCCUGUUGUGUGAAAUGACAGACACCGUGAAGGGCAUGCUGGAAAACUUUGCCUUCAUGAUACAGAGGUUUGGCUUCAUCCCAAAUGGCGGCCGUGUAUACUACAGUCGGCGCUCGCAGCCUCCUUUCUUUAUUCCAAUGAUGUAUGACUAUUACAAGGCCACCAAGAAUCUGACCUUCGUGCAGAGUCAUCUAACAGCCAUGGAGACAGAGUACGCUUUCUGGAUGACCAAUCGAAGCGUCAGCGUACAGACGGGUGACGUCACACAUAUACUUAACAGAUACGCAUCCAGCGUCAACUCUCCUAGACCCGAGUCCUAUUCUGAAGAUAUAAAAACUGCCUCAACUACAAACAAUUCCAGCGCCAAAAGACAGUUGUAUCAGAACCUCGUGUCCGCCGCCGAAUCAGGAUGGGAUUUCUCCUCCCGCUGGUUCUCGCGAGAUCCUGGGACAAAUCUCACCCUUGACACCACGAGGACAACUAACAUUUUACCUGUCGAUCUGAACAGUGUCCUUUGCAUGAAUGAACACAUCUUAUCGGAACUUUUCAACCGGACAGGCAAUCAAGAAAAAGGGAAAAACUAUUCCAAAAACUGGCAAAGACGACAGGCGGCGAUUUUUAACGUGCUCUGGAACCCCACAAAAAGGGUGUGGCAAGACCUGGACAUUGCGGCCAAUUCUCACAGGGAUUACUUUUAUGCCUCCAACAUUCUCCCUCUGUUUGCAUCAUGCACAGGAAAAAAUGAAACACAAACGGAGAAAUCUGUUUUGACCUAUUUACAGAAUUUAGGAGUUUUGCAAUUUGCGGGGGGUUUUCCAACCUCGCUAGAAACGACUGGCCAGCAGUGGGAUUUGCCCAAUGGAUGGCCACCAUUACAACACAUGGCUAUCUGGGGAAUGUCUCAAAGUCAGAAUCAACAGUUAAAGGCCGAGGCAUUUUCUCUAGCCAAUAAAUCGAUUGUUAGCAAUUGGAUAGCGUGGAAUCGCAGCAGAAACAUGUAUGAGAAGUACUCAACUAAUAUCUCGGGGGAAGGAGGCAGUGGCGGUGAAUACGGAGUACAGGAGGGGUUUGGGUGGUCCAAUGGAGUCGUGUUAGAACUACUAAGUAUGUACGGAGAUAGGUUGUCCGUCAGCCCGCCAUGUCAUCAUACGUCAUCCGCCCACGCCGCCUCCAGAACGAGGCUGUUCUACAAUAUAUCGCCACUUGUUCUUUGUUUUGUUUGUUUGCUGUUUUAUUUAUAGUUUUGCAAUAAAGAAUCCUUUUAAGAAGACAUUAUCUAGAGCGUUUUAACAUGCCUAACUGAUGGCGUUAUUAAUGACACCGUGUUCUGUAUUUAAAUGAUAACAGAAAUAUGACUGCCCUUUUCAUUAAAAAUAAAUAUGAUUAAUAGAAAUAUCAAAACAUGUCUGUAUUUAUAUGAUAACAGAAAUAUGACUGCCCUUUCA
Molecule: messenger RNA, 2361 nt
Organism: Magallana angulata
Lineage: Eukaryota; Metazoa; Mollusca; Bivalvia; Ostreida; Ostreidae
Product: trehalase-like
Exons: 13
Coding region: 370-2157 (595 amino acids)
Biological process (GO): trehalose catabolic process
Molecular function (GO): alpha,alpha-trehalase activity
Source: RefSeq, a predicted model, not a curated record